CACACGCACACACCCACACACACACACACACAUAUAUACAGUAUAUAUAUAUAUAUUGGAGUAACAAAGCAUAAAUCCCAACUUGAACCUUUCUGAGAAUCUGUAGAGGAAGUUAAAGAUUAGGGUGAUGGCCAGGAAGCCUUCCAGUCUUGAAAACAAGUAAGCUGCUCAGCAAUUAUGAAGUUUUAAUUGAUGUAAAAGCCAAUAAAGAUUUUUUCACUCAUCAUUGAGAAGGGCAUAAAUAAUUUUUGACAUGUGUUUUCUUUGUUUUAUUUACUUUUGUUAAUAAAAUGUAAAUAAAAAAUAGAUUUUCCAUCUCUUGAGAGACACUUGUCUAAUUACCAGAAACGUGUUGGUUUAAUAAAUAUAAUUUCAUUCUCUAGAUCAGUCAGCACUGGACAUUUUUUAUAUGAGCAUGGUUGUUGGAUUGUUCUUUGCAUUGUUUUUCCAUAUCACAGUGAUUGUAGUCUUUUUGGCAGGUUACAGCUCAGACAGUAGAGAUCUGUGCUUGACGGUUGUGGGCUGUGUAAAUAGUGUUUGGGUCAAAGUUUAGCUCCCUGGCCAAAGUUUGUUGCAUUUUCGUUGGACAAGAGAAGGUAAGCUUCAAACUUUUCUGGAGAAUCUGUUUUUGAUAAAGGUCUGGUUUGAGGAAAUAAUAAUAAUAAGCUGCAAAAUGUGGUCUCCUGCUAUGUACUGUAUGUUCCUAUUAUUCUAUAACUACUUUGGAUUUAGGUAUUUAUUUCAUGUUAUUGGACAAAGUUUUUGUUUUCCUUUCAAAAAAUCUUUCUUGUAUUAGUUAUUUUUCACAGCUUGUUUUUCUUUAUUAAAUAUGUUUUUUUUGUUUCCCCUUUGGAAAGUUAUUGUUUUUAAAUAUCCUCAAAACUAAAACGUGCAUUAAAACCCAAAGAACUGGUUUUGUUUUCAAGCUAGUUCUGUAUACAGAGGCUAAAGAGGAUUUCUUUCGUGGCAAUUAAACUACAUCUCUGCUCCAAUGUGCAGUUUUUAAGAAUUUCCUUUUGUUGCUGUUGCUGUGUGCCAUGGAGAAGAAGCAAAAUGAAAGCGCUCCUGUUUGGGUAUUUGUGUGUCUAUUUGUGAGAGUGGCCCCAGAAAAGGGGAAAAGGGUGAUGGGAGUUUGUGCCAGAUAACUGGGAUAAAAAAAAAGCCCCCACAAUGGCUGAAUAGGAUCUGUACCUUGUAGUGGCAAACCCACUUUGAAAGCUGGAAAAAUACUUGCAAGAAGCCAAGGACUACGUUUUCUCUUUGAGAAUCUGAGGUAAAAUUGUUCUUCAUUCUAAUAAUGGCAGAUAUUUUCUGAAUAUCAUUUUCCAGAAAUCUUCUGCUUUACACUUUUGAUAGCUAUAGUCUUUUGAAACUUGACCUCUGAUAUUUUUUUCCUUCAUCAAUUAAUCUUUGAGUUGUAUUGUCUCAUAAAUUCUAAAUUAGCAGCUGGUACGCGUUUUCCUCUGUUUCUCAACAGUAACAAUAGCUAAAUUUGUAACUGUUUCUUUGGGAAAAGUAGCAAUAUAGGUUGGAGUGAUAUGUUUAAUUGGUUUAAAAUCUGAGUUCCAGCUGCCUAAAACCUGAUUUAAUGAAACUGACUAGAGUGAGAGUUUAGACUGCUUUAUUCAAAGUCUGCAUGUUAUCAGGUUUUAUCACAAAAAUCUCAGCAGAAUGAAGGACCUGAAGAGAGCCUUCCAGUUCAUCCUCAGAAGAGACGUGAGGCUCUAUCAAAACACUGCGAGGAGCAAAGAUUUCCACUUCAACGUUCAUCCGUCUGUGUCUCAGGCUGUGGCACAAAACAAGCCGGUGGUUGCACUAGAGAGUACAAUUAUCACCCAUGGCAUGCCCUACCCACACAACCUGAGCACUGCAAAGGAGGUUGAGGCCAUUGUGCGAGCCGAAGGAGCCACUCCUGCCACGAUCGGCGUCGUCGAAGGGGAAAUCUGUGUCGGAUUGUCGUCAGACGAGCUUGACCGUCUUGCUCGAUCCAAAAGCCCCCUGAAGGUGUCUCGACGGGAUCUGCCUUAUGCUGUCAGCAAAGGUCUCUCCGGGGGAACAACGGUCUCAGCCACAAUGAUUGCAGCACACAGAGCUGGGAUCCCUGUUUUUGUGACAGGAGGCAUCGGAGGAGUCCACAGAGAUGGACAGAACAGUCUGGACAUCAGCGCAGAUCUAACAGAGCUUGGCAGAACUCCCGUCGCUGUCGUCUCUGCCGGAGUCAAGUCUAUCCUGGACAUCGGCCGCACCCUGGAGUUCCUUGAGACACAAGGUGUGUGUGUUGCAACUUAUGGUGAAUCUAAAGAUUUCCCAGCAUUCUUCACUCCAAACAGUGAAUUCACCUCUGCGUGUAAUGUCCGCAAUCCUAGCGAGGCUGCAGAACUUAUUGCAAGCACUUUGUCUCUGGGUCUUGAAAGUGGCCUCCUGAUAGCAGUACCCAUCCCAGAGGAGCAUGCAGCCACUGGCCAUCAGAUACAGGAAGCCAUGCAAGCUGCAGUGACAGCAGUCAGUUCUGAAGGUAUUACAGGCAGAGACGUAACACCGUUUAUUCUUCAAAAGGUCAACGAGUUGACUCAAGGAAAGUCCCUGCAGGCCAACAUUGCUCUCAUUCACAACAAUGCUAAAGUCGGCAGUCAGAUAGCCUGUGCAUUGUCAAAGCAGAUGAGUGAAAAAAGAUCAAAAAGUCAAGCUCAGCAUCCUGGAAAACCCCCAAAUGGCUCAGAAGUUGUUGUUAUAGGAGGAAUAAAUGUUGAUUUUAUUGCCAAAGGGAAAACAAAAACACUUCAUUUUGGACAGACAAACCCAGGAAGCGUCUGUCAGUCGUUUGGGGGCGUGGGACGGAACAUCGCUGACUCUCUGAGUAGGCUAGAAAAGACGCCGCUGUUCAUCUCCGCCACUGGAGCUGAUGCAAACAGUGAUGCAGUCUUUAACCACUGCAAACAUAUGAACACAAGUGGUGUGGCCAGACUGGAAAAGCAGAGCACAGCAACGUACUGCGCUGUUAUCAACGACAAUGGGGAACUGAGUCUUGGCUUGGGAGACAUGGACAUUCAUCAGCAAAUUACAGAACACUAUGUUUCACAGUUUGAAAAACAGAUUUCAUCCGCCUCACUUGUGUGCCUUGAUGGAAACAUCCCCGUCUCCACCAUCAACUAUGUCUGUUCUCUUGCUGGGAAGCACAACUUAAACAAUGCAGAAAAGGCUUGUAAGCCUUUCCUCUCAGAUGCUUGGAAGUCUUUGUCCUAUUCGUCUCCAAACCUGGCAGAAUUGUGCAUGAUGAACAAAACUCUGGGUCUCACGGUUCCUGAAGAGCUGCCUACCUCUCUUGAUGGGAUCCUGACGGUUGCCGUGGCUCUCUCACGCCCUCUUCUGGAGAAUCUUCACUGUCUGGUGGUGACUCUUGGGCCUGAUGGUGUGCUGCUGUGUGGCCAACACGAAGCAGGCUCAGUUGACCUGCAGCCAAGGAAACAAAAAAGCAAGCGGCAGCUUUGUGCGCUACACUACCCAGCAUUGACCGUGACUCCAGAGGAGACAAUGAAUGUGUCAGGAGCAGGAGACAGUUUUGCAGGUGCUUUAACGGCAGGGAUUCUUCAGAAAAAAGACACAGACAGCUGCGUUCGGAUGGGCCUCCUGGCCGCGAGGAUGUCCCUGUCAUCACCACAUCCCAUCUCACCAACACUCACCUUAGACUCUGUGGAUCCCAGCAAAGUCCAGGCACCAAAAUGGCCCACGCCGGGCUUUGUUUGGCUCGAUUGAGAUUUAAAUUCCAGAGUUUUCUUUGUGUCUUUUCAUGUCUCACAAUUAUUAUUCAAGGAACUGUUAUAACGUUUGACCAGACAACCUGUUUCUCAAAGCUUUUUCAUCCAAAUGUGUAUGUUACCUUUUUAUUAUUCUAUAAUAAAAUACUUGAAGGUACUUUAACUGAAUUGUACUUUCUUAUUUUUAACUUUGUUACCUCACAAUUUCAAGUUUGGUUUCUAAUAAUAUUAGCUUUUAGGGUAUUUGUAUACAUAUAAUGCACUUGUUUGGGAGGCAGGCCAGAAAAAAAUUACUUUUCCGACCUAACACCACAGUUAUAAACACAGUUUGCUAAACUUAUUUGGGACUUUAACAGGAAUAAUUGUGCUUUGCAGAAAAUAUGAGGAUUGAUAUUUUUCAGCAACAAACACUCCAGGUGUUUCUGAUGUUAAACAAAGGAGGAGACUGAAUUAAAUAAAAAUAAAAAAUCAAACCCACUUUUAAGUAUAGUAAGGGUUAUGUGAUACUAAUGUCCUAUUUCUGUACCAAAACUCCUUGGAAACUUUGAAUUUUAUGUCAUCAAAUUACAGAAAAUUUUAACAAAACGAAUCUGGUUGUCUCUACAAAUAAAAGGAACAACAAAUGUC
Molecule: messenger RNA, 4382 nt
Organism: Xiphophorus hellerii (green swordtail)
Lineage: Eukaryota; Metazoa; Chordata; Actinopteri; Cyprinodontiformes; Poeciliidae
Product: pseudouridine-metabolizing bifunctional protein C1861.05
Exons: 18
Coding region: 1672-3753 (693 amino acids)
Cellular component (GO): cytoplasm
Molecular function (GO): pseudouridylate synthase activity; hydrolase activity, acting on glycosyl bonds; kinase activity
Source: RefSeq, a predicted model, not a curated record